This is a messenger RNA of Apis florea (little honeybee), 4468 nucleotides long. RefSeq names its product transmembrane protein 94-like protein l(2)k05819. Lineage: Eukaryota; Metazoa; Arthropoda; Insecta; Hymenoptera; Apidae. Gene Ontology annotation, molecular function: nucleotide binding. The record is from RefSeq and is a predicted model, not a curated record.
GCGUCAUGUGCUGAACUGCUAUGUGUUUGUGCUCUGACCCAUCCGAAUUAUGCAUUCUUUGUUCUAAUUUAGGUCAUUUACAAUUAUGAUACAUUUAUCGUUAUUUUUAAUUAUUCUAUUCACAACUGAAUUAUAAAGUAAAAAAUUGCACUUCAAAUACGAGAAUGAAAAUGGAUGGCGAUCAAGGAAAGGAUAGCCCUUCCAAACCAACUGAAAAUAUUAAUACUAAAUCUGCAAAGCCAUUAGGACUAAGUACAAGAAUUGCUCUUGAAAUAUUACAACGUGACGUUAAAAGAGUUUUACAAGAAUAUGAAGAAGAGUACAAAAGAAAUAAAAAAUAUAAAGCUUGGCUAAAGGACACAUUACAUCAUCGUAGUCAAUAUACAACUCUUUGUUGGACUUCAGCAAUCGCACUUUUGAUCAAUGCUAUUAUACUUGUCAUUGCAUUCUUCACAAUCAACGAUACAUGGUAUCCUACACUGCCUUAUGAAGGACUGACUGUUUGUUGUCUAGUGAUGUUAAAUUUUAUUUUAGUCGUAUCUGAUAAUAAAUUACGACACGAAGAAAUUCCUUAUAGAGUACGAGGUCUCCUUGACCAAUUAGAAGUAGCAAAAAAUACUUGCCAAUGGAAUCCAGAGAAUUAUCCACAUUUAUGUAGUCCACUGUCUCCUUGCUUAACGUUACAGUGGACUUAUCGCGAUGGUCGCAUAAUUAAUUUACCCUGGGCAUUGUUAGUUGCUAGUGAUAUAAUCGUCAUAAAACCCGGACAACAAGCACCUGGAUAUUGUGUCCCGUAUGAUGAUGCUGAUGCACCAGUAUUACAUGCAAGAGAAGUAUACAGUCCUCAGGUUCACAGUGCUAAUGAAAUAUUUUCAACACCACAGGCACGAACGCCUUUAAAAAAUAAAAUUUACAAACUUCAAGAAACACCAUAUUUAAUGAAUCUCAGAAUGGCUCUCGAUCAAGCUUUAGACAGACCGGUCACGUAUCACAAUCGCAAACGGCAUCUUUUAAUGAUAUGUUGCAUCGAACAAUUGGCUUAUCCAAUUCUUUUGAUUAUUGUUCUAGUUGCUAAUUUAUUUCGAUACAUGUAUGUGUCAGAAUAUUUCGGUGUCGGUUAUUGGAAUGAAAUGUUUCUGUUACAACCGAUUGCUAUUAGUAUCCCUUUACUUCCGUUAGUAUUCCCAACUUGUUGGAUUUUUUUAAAUUGUUUUGGAAUGGCUCGUUUCAAAGCUCUGUUUAAGCUUUAUCAAUCUUCGAAGAAACUUCAGUUUGUGGAUCCUUUCGAAGAUGCGGAUAUUUCCGGGCCUAGCCAUCCAGAAGUAGUGUACAAUUGGUUGGAAUUAAAAGAAUAUUUUUUUGACAUAUUGUUUGGUAAAGAGCAUAUGAUGUCAAGAUCCGCCAGUAUUCUACAUGUUUUAGGAUCAGUCACGGCAUUAUGUUGCGUGGAUAAAAAAGGGAUUCUUUCGUGGCCUAAUCCAACUGCCGAGAAAGUAUUCUUUUUACGAAAUGCUAAUACUCUAUCCCCAUCUUCGAGUACUGGUAGCUUAGAUAGAAAUUCAGAACCUCAAUAUCAGACACAAACUGACGAUUCUAAACAAGAUUCGAAUAAAACAUCCUAUGUGACUCAUGAUAUGUCCCAUUCAACAGCUGAAGUUUUGGAUCUUACUCAUGACCAUGCUUUACCAUUUCGUCUACAGUUCGAUGACCAUUCUUGGAGGCAACAUUUGAACUCAUUAAAACCCCUAGGUUUAGCGAUUCUUCUCAACACGUGUAAUAUGGAUACGCAAGAGCAUUAUAUGCAGUUUUGUUGCCAUGUCACGUGUGAAGCUCUUUUUAAUGAAAAUCUAGUACCAGUAACGAAUAGACGCUACCAGGAUCACAGUGUAGAAGAUAAGAGUGGGUAUCAGGCAAAAGAUACAAUGCAAAGUUCAAGACAGGUGUAUUUAGUCGACGAAUCAGGGAGCCUUGGACAUAUGUGGUGUUUAUGCGAAUUAGCCAAGCAGAUAGGUUUCCAAGAUCAGGCACAAAAUAUAUUUCAAUUGGAGCAACAAUUGUCCACGUUUAGGCAUGUUCAACCAGAGAUGGUUCGGCGAGAUAUCAAAUUUGCACGAUCUUUGAGUAUCGCGACAAAGUUAAAAUUUCCAUUUCCACAUAUGGUAGCUGUAGUGGUUAGAGAACGCAGUGGUGGAGGUUUGCAAUUACUUACACAGGGUACAGCAGAUAUAAUAUUGGAUUCUUGCAUUGAAUUUUGGGACGGUCAUGAUCUCUGUCCAUUAUCAGCAUCGGAUAGGAAAAAAGUGCAAGAUUUUUAUCAAAGAACGAGCUUAACAUCAUAUUGUACUGCAUUUGCGUAUAGGCCACUAACACGUGGUAUUUGUGAUAAAAUGUCUAAAAUAUAUCUAGAACUUCCUGCAGAUAGCAAACAUUUGUAUGCACCUCACAGAAGUCCUACUCCUUUACCUUGGGACUUUAGAAAUGUUCUUGAUCCUAGAGUGAAAGGCAUACUUGGACAAUUUCACUCGACUGAUUCUUUGUUGUGCAAUGAGAAUAAAGACGAUGUUGUAAAUGACGUUGAUAGCUGCUUUGACAUUCAAUGUAAUCAAGUUUUUAUUGGUAUGGUCACUAUGCAGUACCAAGCACAAACAGAUAUGGUACAAUUAAUCGAACAACUCGACAGAGCUUGUAUUCGAUUUGUUCACUUCAGCAAAGAGAAUGAAUUAAGAUCACGCGUAUUCUCAGAAAAGAUGGGCCUCGAAAGCGGAUGGAAUUGUCACAUAUCGUUGCUCAGUGAAAGAGCUAGGUCCGAGAGUCUAGUGGGUUGGUGGGUGAGCCAGGCAGCAGCCAUGUCCUCACCCACUCCCUCGGCCCAAUCUCAUCAGCAUAAUUACUCCUGCAUGGAUGAGGCCAGCCACUUGCUUAAUCGUGUCUCUCCUCGCACCAAUUUGGAUAAUAGCCGUGCUAUGAGUAUGUCAGCACCAAGCGCUAUAAAUACCGAUUUCUCUACCGUGAAAUUCGAUGAUGAAACCACGGAAUGGAACGACACAGGAACAUCUCAAGUUAAAAGCGCUAUGAGUCACAGGGAACAAGACACAGUGAGAAGCGAAGAUAGCGUGCUUGUGCAAAGCGUAGAUCUGGGUUCCGGGCAAGAAGCAUGGCGAUCUUUGAGUUGUCUCACAGACAGCACGGAGCAGAGCGCUCCUGUAAAUUUUGACUUGUCGAACAGGGCAAAACUACCUCGAGGCAUCGAUAAGAUUCGACCACACAUAGAAUUAAUAGACAAUGUACCCCUUUUGGUAUCUCUGUUCACCGAUUGCAACACCGCUGUUACAAGGGAAAUGUUGCACAUUAUGCAAGAUUAUGGAGAAGUUGUAUGCGUACUUGGCUCCUCUGCUAACGCAGAAAAUAUGCCCAUCUUCAUGCAAGCAGAUGCAGGAGUGGCGGUAGAACCAUUGUAUCCACAAGUUUGUCAAAGAGUUCCUGUAUUGACACCAACCAAAGAUGACCAAGGUCCAUCUCCAGUGGAUUUAAGCAGAGCAUUGAAUUCUGUUGCUUGCUCUUUAAGCGUGAAACGAGAAGAUCCAAUUGCAAUUUUUCAUUUAAUCAUGGAGGCUCGGCAUUAUAUGAUGUGCCUCUGGAAUUGCGUGCAAUUCUGGCUCUGUUGUACAGUUACUCUCUCCUUCACACAAGCUAUGUCCGGUUUCCUGUUAUUACCGCCCUUAUUUUCGGUCGAUCAAGUCUUAUGGUUGUGUUGCUUAAUCAUUCCAAUAUUAUCUAUAUCUAUGAUUGCUACACCAAUGGAUCCUACCAUAAUGCAACGUGCAACUGGUAAAAACCAAUGUACUGUAAAUGGUCAGGUUGCACUGUUUGUUCUUUGGUGUUAUGGCAGUAAAUUUUUGCCGACAGUUGUAACGAUAGUUCUGUCGCAGUGUAUCUCGUUUUUAUCUUUGUGCCCUACUUACACACCAGAUUCUAAAUGCUUGUAUGUAUACCCAGAUACACAAGGAGAAAUUUCAUGGGGUGGUUGGGGUGACAAACCAAAUAUUAUUUUAGUGAUACAACAUUUCGCUUUGUCGCUGUUAGUUUUACAUUUGGUAACGAUAUCCAUAAGCUUUGUACAUAGAGAAUAUUCUAUUUGGAAGAAACAACCUUUUAACAAUUACGUAUGGUUUUUCAGUGCAUUUAUAGCAUUAUGCGCACAAGCUGCAUUCUCAGGAACAGUGUUUUGUAAAUUCUGGAAAGACGAAGGGCAAAGUAUAAAAGACUUUCCUUUACAUCUUCCCCUAUUUUUCUUAGUUUCAUUGCCAUUAAUCUUUGCCAUUAACGAAUUGAUCAAAUGGCAAGAAAUCAAAGUAAACGUGAGGUAUCAAAAAAGAGCACGAUUAGAAUUUGGUACAAAACUUGGUAUGAAUUCACCAUUUUAAAAAAAUUUUUCUUCUAAAUAAAAAGGACUAAAUAUAAAUAUAAA